This is a messenger RNA of Hordeum vulgare subsp. vulgare (domesticated barley), 1135 nucleotides long. Its product is annotated as gamma-gliadin-like. The transcript is spliced from 2 exons. NCBI's taxonomy places the organism in Eukaryota, Viridiplantae, Streptophyta, Magnoliopsida, Poales, Poaceae. The record is from RefSeq and is a predicted model, not a curated record. The coding region runs from base 1 to 960 and encodes 319 amino acids.
AUGGUGAAGAAACUGCUCGAAACCGUGCCAGACCGGCUAUACACCGCGGUGGCCGCCAUCGAGAAUUUCUGCGACACUCAUGCGUUCGUUCAGGUGCUCGGGCGGUUGAAAGCGUUCGAGGAGAGGAGACAACAACCAUUCCCACAGCAACCACAACAACCAUUCCCCCAGCAACCACAACAACCAUUCCCACAGCAACCACAACAACCUUUUCCUCAGCCCCAACAACCAUUCCCCUCGCAACCACAACAACCAUUUCCCCAACCCCAACAACCAAUUCCCUACCAACCACAACAACCAUUCAACCAGCAACCACAACAAAUAAUACCCCAGCAACCACAACAACCAUUCCCCCAGCAACCACAACAACCUUUUCCUCAGCCCCAACAACCAUUCCCCUGGCAACCACAACAACCAUUUCCCCAGCCUCAACAACCAUUUCCCCUGCAACCACAACAACCAUUCCCCUGGCAACCACAACAACCAUUUCCGCAGCCCCAACAACCAAUUGCGCACCAACCACAACAACCAUUCUCGUUCUCGCAGCAACCACAACAACCAUUCCCUCUGCAACCGCAACAACCAUUCCCCCAACAACCACAACAACCAUUUCCCCAACAACCACAACAAAUAAUUUUCCAGCAACCCCAACAAUCAUACCCUGUGCAACCUCAACAGCCAUUUCCUCAACCUCAACCAGUCCCCCAGCAGCGACCCCAACAAGCAUCCCCCCUACAACCGCAACAACCAUUUCCCCAGGGAUCAGAACAAAUAAUUCCCCAACAACCAUUUCCUCUGCAACCACAACCAUUCCCCCAACAACCACAACAACCAUUGCCCCAGCCCCAACAACCAUUCCGCCAACAAGCAGAACUAAUAAUUCCCCAGCAACCUCAACAACCAUUCCCUCUGCAGCCACACCAACCAUAUACACAACAAACCAUCUGGAGUAUGGUCUAGUCAUCAGGGGCCUAUGAAGCGACAAGUUGUAAUACUAAAUGGGUGGAUCAUCAUCCUUUAGUCAACGGAGUGUUUAAUGUAAUGAUGAUAAAUAAAGUGAUGUGCACCAUCAUGUGUAACCCCGGCCUAUACUAGUUCAAAUGAGAAUAAAAGACAAAGAAAGUUCUUGUCACAA